Erigeron canadensis is the source of this 1384-nucleotide messenger RNA. RefSeq names its product WUSCHEL-related homeobox 1-like. The transcript is spliced from 4 exons. Gene Ontology annotation, molecular function: DNA binding; DNA-binding transcription factor activity. Gene Ontology annotation, biological process: plant organ development. The record is from RefSeq and is a predicted model, not a curated record. The coding region runs from base 65 to 1273 and encodes 402 amino acids. NCBI's taxonomy places the organism in Eukaryota, Viridiplantae, Streptophyta, Magnoliopsida, Asterales, Asteraceae.
UACAACAAUUAGAUAUAUUCAAUCUACAACAGGUUAUAGCAGGCUAUAUAUAUAUUGAACUAGAAUGUGGAUGAUGGGUUACAAUGAACCUCAUGACGAUCACUUGAACAUGAGCAUGGUAGAUUCUUAUACCAACAAUGGCACCCGAAAACUAAGACCGCUAGCUCCACGACCUCCCCCGCCCACCUGCGCCACCACCUCGUCCUCAAACCGCUUCCAUUCAACUCCUCAUGAUCAUAUCCUUCACCUCAAUCAUCAUCAUCAUCUAGUUGAACAAAACAAGGUGGUUAGUAGAGAAUUUAAUCCACAACAAAUGGUGGUUGUGAGCUCAAGAUGGAACCCUACCCCAGAGCAAUUACAAACCCUAGAAGAACUAUAUCGUAGAGGGACACGGACACCAUCUGCUGAUGAAAUCCAACAUAUCACGGCCCAGCUUCGUCGGUUUGGAAAAAUCGAAGGGAAGAAUGUCUUUUACUGGUUUCAAAAUCACAAGGCAAGGGAACGCCAGAAACGACGUCGUCAGCUUGAUAAUAAUAAUAAUAAUAAGUCGUCUACUACUACAAAUAAUAAUCAUGAUCAUAUUCACCACCAACCUACUACAUUCUUUUCUACCGAUAUGAAUCACCUUGAUCAACUCAUACAACAAAAGAACUUAGAUGUUGAAGAGACCAGAAACUGGGCAAUACCUACAUUUUCAGAGAAAAAUGUGCUAAGAGAAAGAACAGGAAAAUCAUCAGACUCUAUGAUGACAAGCAUAGAUCAAGCAGCAGGAAAUCAUCAGACAUGGAUGAUCCCUACUACUACUACCGUUGAAAAUCAAGAAGAAGAAGAAGAAGAAGAAGAUCAAAGAAAUGAUCAGAAUGUGUUGCUGCUCCAUCACCGUAGAAGGAAAAACUUUCCUGCCACGUGGAACAACAUCAUCCAAUCAUCUUCAUCAUCAUCAUCUUCAUUUCCAACAAAUAAUUAUAACCAUAUGAUCACAACUUCUCUAUAUAACUCAACAGCAACAACAACCUGCUGCGCCCCAUUUCCUACUUGCAAAACGACAUCGUCUCUUGUCGUUUCAUCUCAUGCGGCUAACAGAUCACAUGAUCAUGACGACUACUCAGACGAGUCAUAUGAAACAUUAGAGCUGUUUCCGGUCAACAGAGAACAGCAGCAUCCGGAGAAAUGUUUUCUAAGUAAUCCGAGAAAUAAUGAUCAUCAUCAUCAUCAUGUCAGCAGCCUUAGUGCAGCUAGACAGUUCAUUGAGUUUCUUCCUUUGAAAAAUUAAGUCAGUCAAAUUAAUUACUACUAGCUAGCUAGCAACUACUGUACUACUUUCUAAAUUCUAAUGCAUGCUAACUAUGUCUUCUUGUUCCUAGCUUAUUUUUGUUUUACUAUU